Molecule: messenger RNA, 5088 nt
Organism: Cladocopium goreaui
Lineage: Eukaryota; Dinophyceae; Suessiales; Symbiodiniaceae
Source: the annotation of a GenBank genome assembly
AUGCUCUGCUUUAAGAAUUGGAGACAAGCCUGCGCCCUGAUGCCCUCCUUCUUGGACAUGCUGAACUCCAUUGGCAUGAAGGUCAACUUUAGCAAGAGCUGUGUCAUUGUCGAUGCAGUGCUGCUACGUGCUGCCGCCACAGAAUGCACAAGCCCACUUCUCCGCGAGUUUCAAUGGAGCGAGACAACGUCCUACCUCAACCGCCCUUUUGGCUACCAGGUGUCAGUGGAAACGCUAUGCCAACAAGUAGCUCAGAAAGUCCAUGCUGCAUGGGGUAGCCUCAGAGGCAUUUUGGGGAGACGCUGGUGGACAAACCCGUCCCAAACAGAUACUCUUCUGACAAAACAUGUUGGUUCUGUAUUUCUGUGGCUAUCUCCCGUCCUUUACCCAUACAGUGCAGUACUCAACAGCAUUCAAACACUCCAAACCACGGUCUUUGCAGAUGCGCUGGGGCUCUUCAUUCCUGAUCUCAGCUAUGAUACAGCGGUGCAACUUGUUCGCCUCAGGCGCCAUGUGGUCAAAAGAUGGUUGCUUCAUGUCGCUCCCGCAGGCAAUUGGUGUGCCAAGCUCCUUAGGCGCUUGUGGACCUUUACGGGGCAUAUCUGUCGUCAAACAUCUCAUCCGUCGCAGCCGGCGCGAGUGAUGAUGGGCCUUUUCGCCUCAACUCAUGCGCAUGGGUUAGCCAGACCUGGCCCAUGGAAGACACUGCAUGCAUUGUUCCACAAGUUCUGGACAUCACAUGAGCUGGAAGGUGACUUUCUCAACACUGCUUUGGAUCGUGAAUCUUGGAAAACCCUUGAGCCAGCCUUCGUUCAAUGGUUUCAACCCUCCACUCGCUGCAACGUGGAGUUUUUGCAAUGCAGUCCGUGGGAAUCGCCGGACAUGCUUCUACGAGCACACGUCCCAUGGGUACACACAAUUGUUGUUCAACUGACCAACGUUGCAGACAACAGAUGGCGGCUUGCAGUCACCUGGCUCGACGAAACGGAUGGGAUGUGCUCCUGGAGCCACUUUUCUGAUCAGAACUCCAAACUCACCACCUUCACUUCGGGAAUGGCAUGCUGCCUUCGAUAUUUGGCAAUGAUAUACCAACCCUUUGUCAUACAGAUCGCUUUCGCAACCGCAUCUGACUGGGCACUCGUCUUUGCCAACAGUGAAGCCGUCAAUAGUGUCUUUAAGCAUUGCCCUUGUGGUUCGUGGGUGAAGGUCUUGGUGUCGAGCACCUGGCAACGGGACAGCGGUCAGGUGGCCAUUUUGAGCGGAGGGGGCUCGGGCCAUGAGCCCGCGGAUGCCGGGAUGAUUGGUGACGGGAUGCUGACUGCGGUGGUCUGCGGCGAGAUUUUCGCCUCCCCUUCGGCCUUUGCCGUGAGUCGAGCCUUGGAGGCGAUCACCGGCAACGCCGGGGCUUUGGUGGUGGUCCGCAGCAAUGCGGGUACCCGAUUGAAUUUCAAGUCCGCCGUCAAAGAAGUGCAGAGCCGUUCCCAGCUCAAGGUGAAGGUGGUCUGCGUCUCAGAUGAUGUGGCGACCAGCAAGAGGUCUGGCAGCCGGACAGAUUUUGGACAAGCACGAGGUAUUGCAGGCUCACUGCUGGUCUGCAAAAUCGCAGGUGCAGCAGCACGCGCCGGACUGUCCCUCGAAGAGGUGUUCCACGAGGCGGAAGCUGCUGCCAAUACCGUGCGUACCCAGGGAGUGAGCUUCCAUUCCUGCAGUAUUCCAGGGAUGUUGCCAGCGAGGCCUAUUCCUGCAGAUGAGAUGGAGGUAGGUUUGGGUAUUCACGGCGAGCCUGGUUUGCGAGUGAAGGCUACGGCCAGCACUACAGCCAAGGAGAUUGUCGAGACCAUCAUGUCGCAGUUGGCGAAGCACGUCCCACGCAACGUUCCCCUGUGCGUCAUGCUGAACAAUCUAGGUACAGUGCCAGUGUUGGAGAUGCAACUCAUUGCAGGGCAAGUGAUGAACAGCGAGUUGGGGCCAAGAAUCAAAUUGUUGAUUGGACCUGCUCACUUGAUGACUGCAUUGGAUACGAAUGGAAUCUCCAUCAGCGUGUUGCCCUUGGAAGAUCGGAGCAGCCGCGUGGGCACAGCCCGUGCCUUAGAUGCCAAGCGCGACGGCGGUGCCGAAGGCAGCCCAAACACGCGGAACCGCAGCAAAAGCGUGCAUUUUCGAGAGCAGCUGGAGGACACAGACCCAGAUGCUCACGAGGAGAUGACACCUGUCGUCAGUUCGCGUGACACGGAUGAAGUCUAUCACGUGACAGAGGAACAGCUGCUGCCACUGGACCGCAAUGUCAAGAGAGUCAUCACAGACCAAGAGGAAAGAAUCGAGAAAGACCUGAACGGAAAAAAUUGCGACGAAUGGACGGCCAUGCGCAUGAUUAGCUUCACAGAAACCGAGCUGGGCGAUCCCGAAGGUGCUGAUGAGGAGGACAUUGCAUCGGACCCUGAGGACUUUCAUGAGCCCUCCCUCUCCUUGCGGGCGCAGCGCAUCCUGGCCUAUACCAGCGCUACUGGUUGGAAGGACGCAGUGAUCCCGCAGAACCCGCAAAUCGUGAAGCGAUACAACCCCCAAGCCCUGGUGCCGAAGAAGCCUCGGAACCGACACGACGAUCAUCCGCUGGUGCGCGCCAUGAUGACCCGAGCCUGUCAGGCGGUGCUGGACAGCGAGCAGGAGCUGAACGCCAUGGACGCGGCCAACGCAGAUGGGGACCUGGGACGAAACAUGGCGCGUGCGGCGCAGCUAGUCCUUCAGGCCUUGAACGAUGGGCUUUUGCCCAUGUCGCGGCCCGCGCCCUUCUUCUUCCGCCUGGGGGAUUUCCUACGGGGCAUCGAUGGGACGCUCUCAGCCCUCCUCUCGGUCUUCUUCAGCCGCGCCGCACGGCACCUCACACAGAAAGGCGUGGAGCGUCUCCAGAAGAAACUCGAUCUGAAGUGUCAAAAGAAGAGCCGAAAACGUGCUUUCCAUCUCCCUUGGAGAGCAGCAGAUGUUCAUGCGGCCCUUUGCGCAGGAGAGCAAGAAGUCGAAGCCGUGGCGGAAAGUUGCGAAGGGCAAAGAACCUUCCUUGAUGCCUUACUACCGGCCCUGCGGGUGGUUGGGAAAAGCAUCCAGAAAGAGGUUUCAGCGGAUGAAGGCGAAAAUCCCUCGGUUGUGGCGGAUGAUGAAGACGGCUUAGAGCUGAGCCACCUUCUGAUGGCUUGGGGUCGUCAGAGCAGCACUGGAAGCGAAGCGGAAGAAGAUGAGGAUUUUGGCGAGGAGAUCAGCUUGCCCUGGGAUGCCAUUGCCACAGCAGCCCAAGAGGGUGCACGUGCAACUGCCAGCAUGAAGUCGACGCCCUGCUACGGCGGCUUUCUGGGUGAAUGCGACUUGUGCGACGCGGGCGCUAUGGUGGUGGCCAUUGUGUUAACCGCCAUGGCGGGGCCGAGCCAAGGCCUACUGCAGGUCACCAGUGAUGAGAAUGUCAAGGAGGUGGUGGAAAUUGGAGAGACCAUUGGCCGGGGCUCUUUUGGCACCGUGUAUUCGGCCACGCUCCGGUCCCACGAGCGUAAGGCGGCCGUGAAGAUCAGCAAGAGAUCGAAGGAAAGUGGCCCCAGAAGCUUUGGUGAUUUGGAUUGUUUAGAUCGGCGAAUUGUGUGCAACUGGCUGUUCAUGAACAAGCCCAAUGUGACACACGUGUAUCAGGUGUUGGUGAGCCCGACUUUUUUGUACGUCAUCAUGGAGCACUUGGAUGGCCCCGAUCUCUCGGAUUGGAUGCUGUCAGAGGAGGGCCAAGGGAGGAGCGAAUUGUCAGCUAUGAGGAUCCUUCACGAAAUUCUGCUUGCAGCACGUGAAGUGCACCGACAUGGCUUUGUACACAGAGAUUUGAAAUUCGACAAUUUUCGCUUCGCCCAUGGACCCAAGAGUGAAUUGAAGCUGGUGGACGUGGUGGGGACGAUGUGCUUCAGACCGGAUCGCCUCAUUUCGAAGAGUUGGUGCGGCACGGGACCAUUUUUAAGUCCAGAGGCUCUACUUGGAGAUGUGAGUGCGAGCGUGGAUAUGUGGGCGAUUGGCGUCAUGGCCUUCACCAUGCUCAGUGGCGAUAUGCCCUUCCAGGCCUCCUCUCUUUCCGAGCUCCGCGAGGCCCAUGCGAAACCCUUGGCCACGGAAAGCAUUUUCAGCCACGUGACGCCCCAAGUGAAAUCGCUAGUGCUGGGCUUGUUGGAUGCAGAUCAGGAGAAGCGUCUUACCGUGGACCAGGCUUUGGAGCUGUUGGAACACGACCGCUGCCUGACGGAUGGCAGUUCAGGCAAGUUGCCCUUGAAGGUUCAGCGGGUCAAGAGCCAGUCCUGGAGUUUUUGUCCUGACCUGAAACCACCGGAGGUGAAGACAUUGUACCUUAUCCGUCAUGGUGAAGCAGUGCACAACAUUAAAGAACGACAAGCCAUGCAGAGCGCCAAAACUCAGGCCAUGAUGGAAGGCUUGACGCCCAGCUCCAAGGAUUUCCAGCAACGGGUCGAAGCUGCCAGGCGCAACGUGCUGCUGGACGAAUCACUGCUGGACGCCGCGCUGUCGCCCUCGGGGAAGAUGCAGGCACUGGACGCCCUGGCGGAGAUCAAGAGACUCACCAUGCAAGGUUACCCGCAACCCACGGCCAUUUACGUGUCGCCCUUGCAACGGACCUUGCAAACGGCGGCCAUCCUCUUCCCGGAACAUCCUGGGAUUCAUGUCCGUGAGGAACUGCGUGAGCGUCGGACAGGUUUGCCCUGUGACCAGCGUCAACGGGCGGAUUUAGUGGCAAUGCGACAGACCUUCAACUUCAUGUCCUUUGAUGAGUUGAAGAGCCAUGACCGACAUCGCCGUGUGAGCAGCGAAGCUGAGACGGAGGAUAAGGUUGAGCUACGUGGGCGCACUGCCCUGCUCGAAUCCUUGAUGAGGGAUCAGGCUGAUAGCAGCCUGGCAGUCGUGACGCACAAAGGUUAUUUGCGGGAAUUGGAGCAUGGACCACUGCAGAACCUCGAUGCCAAGGAGUUCGGCAACUGUGAGGUGCGAGUCUACCAGGUGACGCUGCCCGCCGAAGGCGGGAUCAUGGCGAAAAAGUUGUAUGGUCGCCCCUCGUGA